Messenger RNA from Paralichthys olivaceus (Japanese flounder), 1998 nucleotides. RefSeq names its product pyruvate dehydrogenase E1 subunit alpha 1a (gene pdha1a). The record is from RefSeq and is a predicted model, not a curated record. Lineage: Eukaryota; Metazoa; Chordata; Actinopteri; Pleuronectiformes; Paralichthyidae. Gene Ontology annotation, biological process: pyruvate decarboxylation to acetyl-CoA. Gene Ontology annotation, cellular component: intracellular membrane-bounded organelle. Gene Ontology annotation, molecular function: pyruvate dehydrogenase (acetyl-transferring) activity.
GCACUGCUUCCUGCAGGAAUUGACGACAGAGAGGAAGAGGGAGCGGAAGCGGAAGCGCGCAACCUAAGGACAGAAGUGCUGCUGACUGCUGUGAGCUAGUGAGUCCAGGAAAGAUGCUGAGCAACAUCUCUAACGUGCUGAGAACCUGCGCUUCCAGAAAUGGAGCUGCGGUGGUCAUUUCAGCACGCACAUAUGCUGACUUCACAACCCAGGCUACCUUUGAAGUAAAGAAAUGUGAUCUGCACAAGCUGGAUGAGGCUCCAGCCACUCAGGUGGUUAUGACUCGUGAUGAGGGUCUGCAGUACUACCGAACCAUGCAGACGAUGAGGCGUAUGGAGCUGAAGGCAGAUCAACUCUAUAAGCAGAAGAUCAUUAGAGGGUUUUGCCACUUGUAUGAUGGCCAGGAAGCUUGUGCAGUUGGUAUUGAAGCAUCCAUUAAUCUGUCUGACCACCUGAUCACUGCGUACCGCGCCCAUGGAUACACUUACACCAGAGGAGGGACAGUGAAGCAGAUCAUGGCUGAGCUCACCGGCAGAAGAGGAGGUAUUGCAAAGGGCAAAGGAGGAUCAAUGCACAUGUACUGCAAAAACUUCUAUGGAGGAAAUGGAAUUGUUGGAGCACAGGUUCCCCUCGGUGCUGGUGUGGCUCUGGCCUGCAAAUUCCAGGGCAACAACCAGUUGUGUGUCUGUCUCUAUGGUGAUGGUGCUGCCAACCAGGGUCAGAUUUUUGAAACCUAUAAUAUGGCCUCACUUUGGAAGUUGCCCCUCAUCUUCAUCUGUGAGAACAACAGGUAUGGUAUGGGAACAUCAGUGGAGCGAGCUGCAGCCAGCACAGACUACUACAAGAGAGGAGAGUUCAUCCCUGGUCUGCGGGUGGAUGGGAUGGAUGUCUUGUGCGUUCGGGAAGCAACCAGGUUUGCUGCUGAUCACUGCCGAUCUGGAAAGGGUCCCAUUCUCAUGGAGCUUCAGACUUACCGCUAUCAUGGACACAGUAUGAGUGAUCCCGGCGUCAGCUACCGCACACGUGAGGAGAUCCAGGAGGUCCGCAGCAAGAGUGACCCCAUUUCUUUGCUGAAGGAUCGCAUGCUAAGCAACAACAUGGCCAGCGUGGAGGAGCUCAAGGAGAUUGAUAUAGAGGUGAGGAAGGAAAUUGAAGAUGCUGCUCAGUUUGCCACCACAGAUCCUGAACCCCCACUGGAAGAAUUGUGCAACCACAUCUUCUCCAACAACCCGCCUGUGGAUGUGCGUGGCACGAACCCGUGGUCCAAGCUGAAGUCUAUUAGCUAAAGGUGGUUUUCUUUCUCGCCUUUUCAUCACCUCUUCAACUCUAAUAUAUUAUCCCCCCUCCCUACCAAUCACAUGUACGCAAACAUCACAUAAUGUACCGUAUGGUGCCUCAAACCCAGGACAUAAUGCAUCAGCAAGUAUUUAAAAUUUAAAUACUUACCUUAUUGUCUUGCCAGUUCACUUCAUAACAUUACUCCACUCCAUUUUCUUGAAUUUCUCAUGAAAUUUUGUCUCAUAUUUAUUUAUUUCUCAUAAAACUUUCAUUUUAUGUUUAGUAAAUAAAACUCCAUCCAUGACAGUAGUGGGUUGUUUAAAGUCAUGUAUGAAGUACUCGAAUUAAAAGCAACGCCGAAGAAGUUCUUUACUACUGUCGCUACUGUAUUUAAAGUCUCUUAACAUUAAGCACUCUGUAAUUUUCCCCUUCACAAGGUUUUGCAAAUCUGGCCCCAAGUGAAUAUUCUAAAUCUGCCUGGUUGAUAUUUAUCUUGGAUCAUUCAUUUCUGAGGUGUAAUUAAACAAACGUUCAUCCAUCACUGCUUAACUCAAGAAAGAAAAAAACCCAAAUUGAAUUAAUAAUUCAAUUUGAGUUAAGCAGCACUUGUUACAAAGACAUAAAUGGGAGCAGGGUAAAGAUUGUUGUCAACAUUCUUGAUACAUCUCCAAAUGUUCUUCUUUCUGUGGACUAUAUGUAAUAAAGAGUAAAGACUACCAA